Messenger RNA from Drosophila hydei, 715 nucleotides. Its product is annotated as protein D2. Bases 86 to 637 code for a protein of 183 amino acids. The transcript is spliced from 2 exons. The record is from RefSeq and is a predicted model, not a curated record. NCBI's taxonomy places the organism in Eukaryota, Metazoa, Arthropoda, Insecta, Diptera, Drosophilidae.
GAUACACUGUAAAUAAUUUCUAUCACGAAAAUAUACGCUGUCAGUCGAUCAAAUUUAAUUUUACUCAAUUCGUAACUCCGUAAUUAUGGCCGAGUUCUUUGCUAAGCACAAGAUUGUGCCUGAUGUGCUGCAAGUGGCACCGAUAGAGCUGCUCAAGGUCACCUAUGCGGGCGGCGUGGAGGCAAACAGUGGCAACGAGCUGACGCCCACUCAGGUGAAGGCAGCGCCACAGCUCGAGUGGCCCACGGAGCCAGAUGCCCUGUAUACUGUCUUGCUCACGGAUCCGGAUGCGCCUAGUCGCAAGGAGCCCAAGUUUCGCGAAUGGCAUCACUGGCUGGUUGUCAAUGUGCCCGGCAAUCAAAUCGAGAAAGGUGAAGUGCUCAGUGCCUAUGUGGGUUCAGGGCCGCCGCAGGGCACAGGUCUACAUCGGUAUGUGUUCCUGGUCUUCAAGCAGCCGAAAAAGCUGUCCUGCAACGAGCCUCGCAUUCCAAAAACAAGCGGUGAUAAGCGCGGUAAAUUCAAUACGUCUAAAUUCGCGUCCAAAUACCAGCUGGGUAAUCCAGUUGCCGGCAACUUCUACCAGGCACAGUGGGACGAAUAUGUGCCCAAGUUGUACAAACAACUGUCGGGCAAAUGAUAAGAAUUAUUAUACUAAAUUGGCGAGUACACACGAUUAAUGUUGAUAACCAAUUGGCGUGCAUUGUUGAAAAUGAAA